UAAUAUGUGCACAGACUCUCUCUCUCUCACACACACACUAAUAAGUCACUUGCACAGGGAAGAGAGAGAGAGAUGUUGCAGCACUGCAAUCAGAACCAUGAGUUUUAUCCAUGUACAGAAGAUUCUGCAGCCCAAUGGUCCCUGAAAUAAAUAUACCUACUCUACUCCCUCCCUCCAAAGCCCAAAUACUGAUCUCUCUCUCUCUCUCAUAUUUUUUUGUUCUUGCUCUGUAUUUCCUCAACUUUUGCUUGCUUCCUUCAGCUGUGGGCUUGAACAUAUCGUGUAUGUGCAUAUGAUGAGUGGUGGAAUGAGCAGCAGAUUCCCCUUCACAGCCUCACAGUGGCAAGAGCUGGAGCACCAAGCCCUCAUCUACAAGUACCUCAUCUCUGGCAUCCCAAUCCCUCCUGACCUCCUCUUCUCCCUCAAGAGAAGCCCCUCCUGCUUUGACUCCUCCCCUUUCUCUCCCAAGUUCCUGUCUCACCAACCCCAACAUGUGGGUGCAGUGGGAUGGAACUGUUUCCAAAUGGGUCUGGGGAAGAAGAUAGACCCAGAGCCAGGGAGGUGCAGAAGAACAGAUGGGAAGAAGUGGAGGUGCUCUAAAGAGGCCUACCCAGAUUCCAAGUACUGCGAGAGGCACAUGCACAGAGGCAAGAACCGUUCAAGAAAGCCUGUGGAAGUUUUGUCAUCAAUCUCAUCUGCUUCACCAACCCCAACACCAAAUGCAUCAAUCACCCCCUCCAACAAAAGCCCCUACUACUCUCAUAGUCCAGCCACAAACCCUCAGUCCCUCUCCUCUCUCUCCAGCAAUGACCAUUCCCACCACAACCACCCAAACCAUCCUCACCAUUCUUAUUACUUCUCUUCAAGGCCACCUGGGAACAUCGCUUUGUCUGCGCAAGACAGCACCACCACCAACUUCCUGCUCGACUCUGGCUCAUAUUCCCAAAGCAGCCAAGAUUACAGGAAAAACAGGUACCUUUACGGGCUGAAGGAGAACCACGUGGAUGAGCAUGCCUUCUUUGCAGAGCCAAGUGGGAGCAUGAGGAGCUUCUCUGGUUCAUCCAUGGAUGACUCUUGGCAGCUCACACCACUCACCAUGAGCUCUUCCUCGAAGCAGAGGAGUUGCUCGGCCUUAGAGAGCGACUACUCCUACUUGCAGCUUCAGAGCCUGAGUGAUGUCUCGAAGCACUACAAGCAAGACGUGAAGGGUGAGCUGAUGAUGCCCAUGAAGAUGGAGAGAGAUGAGGAGGAGCCCCAGAAGACGAUCCACAGGUUCUUCGAUGAAGGGCCGAUGAAGAGCAGAGACAACAGUUCUUGGGUUGAUGUGGAAGACAACAAGUCAUCGAAUAGCUCAUCCAUGUCGACGACCAAGCUGUCCAUUUCCAUGCCCUCUUCCUCAAACGACUUCCCAGCAUUCAAUUCCAGAAGAAAUUAUGAUGGUUGACCCCUGAAAGAAGGACUAUCUCUGGGGAUCUGAAAGCUGUGACUACUGUGUGUGUGUGUGUGUGUCCUGAGAGCGUUCUGGACUUCCAUUUUCUUCUUGUACGUCGGGGGAUUUCUUUUUUUUUUUUUUUGCUUUGUUAUUUUUUUGGGUGGUGGGUGUUGCUAGAGAUGAGUUGGAGUUUGAUUCUAAAGUUAUGUCAUUUCUUGCUUGAUAGACCAAGAAGAGUGCUUUAGUUAUCAAAUCUUUUUCAUUGUCCUUUCUCCGCAUUCCCUUUUAUGACAGAUGAGAUCUUUUUAGGUGGGUUUUGUUUUUGAAUGCAAGAUUGUUUCUUGGCAAGGUGA
This is a messenger RNA of Syzygium oleosum, 1785 nucleotides long. Its product is annotated as growth-regulating factor 1-like. The coding region runs from base 293 to 1444 and encodes 383 amino acids. The record is from RefSeq and is a predicted model, not a curated record. Gene Ontology annotation, biological process: developmental process; DNA-templated transcription; regulation of DNA-templated transcription. NCBI's taxonomy places the organism in Eukaryota, Viridiplantae, Streptophyta, Magnoliopsida, Myrtales, Myrtaceae. Gene Ontology annotation, molecular function: ATP binding. The transcript is spliced from 4 exons. Gene Ontology annotation, cellular component: nucleus.